This is a messenger RNA of Hippoglossus stenolepis (Pacific halibut), 4349 nucleotides long. RefSeq names its product solute carrier organic anion transporter family member 1C1. The coding region runs from base 279 to 2387 and encodes 702 amino acids. The transcript has 15 exons. NCBI's taxonomy places the organism in Eukaryota, Metazoa, Chordata, Actinopteri, Pleuronectiformes, Pleuronectidae. Gene Ontology annotation, biological process: transmembrane transport; sodium-independent organic anion transport. Gene Ontology annotation, molecular function: protein binding. The record is from RefSeq and is a predicted model, not a curated record. Gene Ontology annotation, cellular component: membrane.
UGUCCAGUGGACUGCGCUCAAACCUCACUCUGUCCUUAAAGGCACGGCGAGGGGCGUGUGCGCGCUCAGACAAGGUGACGGAGGGUCGUUUCGCACUGGAUCACCGGGAUGUUUCAUUUAUGCGUCUUUUGUCCUUCUUGAAUUCUUCAGAGGUAUUCACGGGCACCGAGGGGAGAGAGAGAGGUGGGAAGUUGCGAGUUGUGUGUGAGUGAGGACAGCCAAAGUAAACAGUCUGCAGAAAAAGCCGCAGCUCAGGCAACGCACAACAGGAGGCUGAGAUGAAGAAGAAGGACAACUCAGCCACAGGCAGCUGGAAGUUAGACAACAACCAGAUCUCCUCUGCAGUGAAGAACUCCUGCCAUCCCGAUCUGAAGAUGUUCCUGGCAGCCCUGUCCUUCGCCUACUUUGCCAAGGCUUUAUCUGGCAGCUAUAUGAAGAGCACAAUUACACAACUAGAGAGGCGAUUUGACAUCUCCAGUUAUCUGAUCGGCAUCAUAGACGGGAGCUUCGAAGUAGGGAAUUUGCUGGUGAUUGCCUUUGUGAGCUAUUUCGGCGCCAAACUCCACCGACCCAAGAUCAUAGCAAUCGGGUGCAUCUUGAUGUCUUUCGGCACCUUCUUGAUCGCCAUGCCGCAUUUCAUCAUUGGCCGCUAUAAGAUUGAAACGUCCGUUAGAUCUUCAGGGAAUUCAACCAAUAGCCUCUCUCCAUGUCCAGUGAGCUCACCUGAGUCCAUCAGGGCAGGUGACAGACCCUCCAUACUGCCCUCUAAAGGAUGUGUGCGUGAGUCCAGUGUUUCGAUGUGGAUCUACGUGUUUUUGGGAAAUGUCCUGCGUGGGAUCGGAGAGACUCCAGUACAGCCUUUGGGAAUCUCCUACAUUGAUGAUUAUGCACAGUCUGAGAAUGCUGCCCUCUAUAUUGGUUGUGUCCAAACAAUAUCAAUAAUUGGUCCCGUGUUUGGCUACCUGCUGGGGUCGCUUUGUGCCAAGAUCUACGUCGACAUUGGUUAUGUGGACAUGGAGACUGUGACUAUCACGCCCGCUGAUGCCCGCUGGGUGGGGGCAUGGUGGCUGGGCUACCUCAUCACCGGCACCAUCACUCUCAUGUCCGCUGUUCCUUUCUGGUUCCUGGCCAAGUCGCUGCCGAUCCCCGUGGAUAAACACGAUACCAGCUGCACUCCAGAGCAAACCCGGUUCAUCAAAGGUUCCCCGACCAUGGAGCACAAGUUCAGACCCGAGGAGCCGGCUAAUUUACAUCAGAUGGCCAAAGACUUUCUUCCAGCAUUGAAGAGUCUCCUCGGAAAUCCUGUGUACAUCAUCUACUUAUGCGUGACCAUCAUUCAGUUCAACUCUCUCAUCGGGAUGGUCACCUACAAAACCAAGUACAUUGAGCAACACUACGGCCAGUCGGCAUCCAAAGCCAAUUUCCUCAUGGGCAUGAUCAACAUCCCGGCUGUGGCCCUCGGGAUGUUCUCUGGAGGGGUCGUCAUGAAGAAGUACAAGCUGGGUAUCAUGGGAGCAGCUAAAUUUGCCUUCGGGACUUCACUGCUGGGCUACUUCCUGUCACUCUUUUUCUUCGCCAUGGGCUGUGAUAACUCUAAAGUGGCAGGGAUCACUGUUUCAUACACUGGGGUGGAAGGUUUGCCUCAUCAGGAGCGCUCUCUCUUCUCCGACUGUAAUUCGGAUUGCUUGUGCUCCGGAAGGGAGUGGGACCCGGUGUGUGGAGAGAACGGGAUCACCUACAUGUCCCCGUGCUUGGCUGGGUGCACAUCGUCUUCUGGAUCUGGGAGAAACACGGUUUUUGACAAUUGCAGGUGUGUGGCUGCGGCUAACACCCAGCCCGGAAAUCUGACGGUCAGCCUGGGCCAGUGUCCGCGCGGGGACAGCUGUGAAAAGAUCUUCCCAUACUUCCUGGCUCUGUCCGUCCUCAGCUCGUUCAUCAUCUCUCUCGGGGGAACACCAGGCUAUGUGCUGCUCAUCAGGUUCAUUAAACCGGAGCUGAAAUCACUUGCACUUGGGAUCCACACACUGGCCACUCGCACACUCGCUGGAAUACCUGCCCCUAUAUACUUUGGAGCAGUAAUCGACACAACAUGCCUCAAAUGGGGAUACAAGCUGUGUGGAGGAAGAGGAGCAUGUAGAAUAUAUAACACUGCAGCUUACAGGAUAGUGUACCUGGGCCUGGUUCUGGGCUUGAGGACAGUCUCCUUCUUCUUUUGUAUUUUCGGUUUUGCAGUCUUUAAAAGACAUAUUAAGAGGGAGGAGAAAAGCGCCCUGACCAAUGGGAACGCAGAGAUGGAGUCCCUGAGGAAAGAGGAGAACAGCUCCACGCACUGUGAGCAAUUUGUUGUGGCCUUGGACUGCAGUCCUGACAGAGAAACUCGCUUGUGAGCCUCAGCACAACCUGUUGGUCUUUUCUGAAUCAGCUCCAGGGAGCAGCACCUCAGGUGUGCAGAGGAGCACACACUGCGGAAGCAUUUCAGAGCACACAAAAUAAAGUACAGAAUGUAUAUGUACGGGAUUUGUUGAAACAUAAGAUUACUGACAAAGAGCCACUUUAUAAACAUGCUGCUUCAGGAAUGUGUACAUUUAUGUUUGUGUUUUUUCAUGAAUUGAAAACUUUUUUAGAAAAAACUAUUGUAAUUGUGCUUUAUAUAAUAUGUUUGUCUUUGUUUUUAUGAUAAAACUUGACAUAAUCAUUUCUCAGAUUCAACACAUAUUACGGUGCCUGAAUUCAUGGCUUCACUUUCACUUCAGCAGAGUUUCCUGCGUUAAACAGGCCUGCAGACAGUUUCUGUGGCACAUCUGCUGGAAUAACUGUGAGUGAGGCUGCACUGAGACAGAGUCGAUGUUCGAACCUGCGAACGACUGAGGUCAGCAACCUGAUCAAAGCAGCAGAGGAACAGCUGCCCACUGAAAGAUGAUAUGUUGAGGCCAAGCUAUCAGUCCAGAUGUGAAAUAAAUCAUUCCUGCCGUAGAAUCGCUGUUUCAUUACAAUUUGUGGCUUCGGCAGCCAAACUUGUCUCUAUGAGAGGGAGAAGCCAUGUCUGCUGGUGAGGACUGUGAUAAACAGCUUCAGAACACGUGUGUGUGUGUGUCGAGCCUUGGAUUCGUUUUUGCAGCGUUGAUUUACAAACCACAUGUACUGUACCUGACUGCACAUUGUAUAAUAUAUGUACAGUAGCCACCAGUGUGCCUCGUCAUUAUGGAGCUUCUUGCAUUUUGUUUUCAAAACGUAAUCUUAUGUUGUGUCUGUGUGGUAUCGGCCUUUUUCUCUGCAUCACCGUGCGGAACACACAGUCAAGGUUUGUUGUUUGUUUUCAAUGUACAUAGUGUAUACCAGUGAAACAAAAAAUUACAAAAAAAAGUCACAUUUUACUAUAUGUUCGAAGGAAGAUAGAGAUUUAAACACAAACCUUUCGCAAAGGCCCAUGAACAGUCUACGAAUGAAACCACAUUUAAAUUCAUUGCAUCCAGAUUUUAUUUGGAUCUGCACUAACUUGCACACACUCGUAAACAUCAGUUCCUUAAACAAUCUUUUUUCAUCAAGAUCCAUGAAUUAUUAUUAUAUCUCACUUUGUUAAAGAAAGUGAAAAAAAAUCCUGGAUCUGCCCCCUGAUCCAGAACCACACAAACUUUAAUGGAUUCUUUCCUUAUCUAUACUGCCCCCUCUCCUUUGGUAAUCUGUCCAAUAGUUUUUGCGUUGUCUUGCAUACAAACAAACAUGCAAAUCAAUCAACAAACUGACAGAGUUAAUCAUAUGAUUAAACUUUAAUAUGAAUAAAAUCUGCUUUUGUCCAGCUUUUAUUUAUCAAAACUUUUAAAACAUACAAACAAAUGUGAAAUACAUGUCACACUAUAGUAGCAACUUAGCAUUAGCAUGAAUACCAUGGAGAUAACGCAGCAUGUUUCAUGUGCUGAUAGGACGACAGUAAACUGGUGGUCUGGGGUUAUUAAUUAUUAUUAAGUAUUAGUAUUACCGAUAAGCAUAAGACCCUGAGGAAAUAUUAAGAGAUAUUUUCCCUUCAUUUGUUGAGUGAAUAGAUGGUAGAGCAACACACAAAAAGUGAUCAUGUACGUUCAGCCUUUAAAAAAAUACAUUAAAUCCAAGUGUUUUUCUUUUGUUUGUUUAAUGCUGACGAUUGAAACAUGUGCCUCUGUUCAGAUAUGAAGGUAAAUGAAAGUGCAACACAGAUGUGUUGGUGAGCUACUGCAUGUAGCACACAGUUGUAACGAGAAGACAGAGGAGAAACAACUACUGUGACUGUGUUCCUGUGGUUACUGAUCCUUUUUGUCUUCUGCACUCUGGAGAUUCUGUGGAUCAAAAAAAGGAUAAUAAAAAAAAAGAUUGUA